Molecule: messenger RNA, 990 nt
Organism: Fraxinus pennsylvanica
Lineage: Eukaryota; Viridiplantae; Streptophyta; Magnoliopsida; Lamiales; Oleaceae
Source: the annotation of a GenBank genome assembly
AUGGAGGAGGUGGUGUUGAAAACUCUUUUAUUUGGGGGCGGAGACGAGCGAGUUGCAGCGGCAAGGGAAGUGGCUAAGUUGAGUAGCAAGCAAAGACAGAAGGUGGCUGAAAAGGGAGUUAUUUCGCCAUUGGUUUCGAUGCUAUGUGAACAAGAUUAUGAAGCCAUUGAUGCUGCACUCUUUGCUCUGCUCAGUCUGGCCUUUGGAAGUGAAAGAAACAAGAUUCGCAUUGCAAAAUCUGGUGCAAUACCAGAGAUUUUAAAGAUUCUUCAAUGCCAAAUCGAGCCAUUGCUUGACACUGCAGCAGCAGCCCUCUUGAUCCUCUCUUCGUGCACACAAAACAAGUCAGAAAUUGCAGCAUCUGGAGCGAUUCAACUUAUUAUUGAUCUCCUAAAUUUGAAUUGUGACAAUAUAAGUAUGCAGGCAAAGCUAGAUUUCACAUCAACUCUUCACAAUCUCUCAACAUGCCCACAAAGUGUUCGACAAAUUGCCCUGUCGGGUUGUGUAGUAUCACUGCUUCAGCUAAUCCAUGGCUUGGAAAAAUCAUCAGAUUUGGUAGAGAAAAUUAUGGGUUUGCUUGAAGAGAUUGUUUCUUCAUCUGAAAUCGCUCUAAAGGAGGCUGCGGAAACAAGGGACGUGAUAUCAGUAUUGGUGGAGGCUAUGGAGGAAGGAUCAGCACAAUGCAAAGAACAUGCAGUGGGAAUUCUUCUUGUUAUAUGCCAGAACUACAAACAUGGAUACGGAGGGGUGAUUUUGAGGGAAGGUGUAAUGCCAGGGCUUCUUCAGUUAAGUGUUGAUGGGACAUGGAGGGGCAAAGAAAAGGCCAAAGAAUUGCUUCUGCUUUUAAGAGAUGGCUCAAAGAGUGGAUCAAGAGGUAAACAAUCCAAAAAUGUGCUGUUGGAGAAGGUUAUGAGGAAGAUAGAUGGAGGAGAAAGAGGUGGAACCUCACUCAAGUUGGUUGAGGAGAUGAUUGCCAAACUUAGGACAUGA